GGCCACUCAGCUGCGCCCAGAGUGGCGCAUCAUCAACCAGCUGUUGGGGAAGUCUUACACCCCCAGCAAGGGCUCCACCAGUCAUCUUCAGCUCCGCACCUUGCAUUGCCUGCACUCCAUGAGCCACGAGGUGGACAACCUCCAUCUGUCCUCCCUCAUCGCCAGGACUGUCGUCAGGGCUUCUCGGUGUGGUCGACCCCUGGCGUGUGGGCCGGUGGUCACUGCCCUGGCACGGUACUACAACAUCGACCUCUCCAGGUUCACUCUCAUCCAGGAGGCGAAGCCCUUCUCCAGGGACACCCUACGGCGCCAGCUGAUACUAGAGAAGGAGGGGGACGUGACCUGGAUCCGGGGCCUUCCUCGCCCUGUUCCUCGUGCACCAGCGGGUGAGGAACUCCCUGAGGCGAGUGCUGCUGCGGCCAGUCGGGCCAAUCGUCGUCGGCGGAACACUCCUUCUGCGCCUGACGCCUCCACCUCUGCUGCCGGCCCAUCUGCUGCCGCCCCCAUCACUUACAUUGCCGAGCAGCUGGCGGCCCUUUCCCGCCAGAAUGAGCAGAUCCUUCUUGGCCAGGAGCACCUCAACGCCCGCCUCGACCGUGAGCGCGAAGGUCGCCGCCGCAUCAUCUCAGCUCAGCAUUACAUGAUGAGCUACUGGAACAUGGAUCCUGCUGCUGUUAGCUACCCUUGGGAGGCGUCCCCGGGGCAUGAGGACAACUACCCGCCCCCGACCGGCGAUGGAGGGGAUGAGUACUGAGCUGGCUUUGCUAGCCCAUCGAGUUGGGCUUCGCUUUUGUCUAUCUUUCCAGACUUAGACUCCGUAUUGUGUUUGGUUUUUAUUCCUUGUUCCGUAUUGUGUGGAUUGUUGACUUGGAACUAUGUUUUAUUUCACCCCAUGUGUGUGUUCUGUUGGUUCUAGCUCUGUGCCUGUCGGACUGGUCCUUGUCCAGUCCUCUGCUUUUGACUGGUCCGCCAUCCAGUCAACGUUCCUGACCACUGUUUCACGGUAACAUCGUUCCCCUUCCCUCGGCUCCAUUGAGGACACUGUCGCAUUUAAGUGUGGGGGGGUUCUUUGUAUUUAUUGGAACGUAUAUAUGGGUGCUUGGAGCCUAGCCCGCUGUCCGAAUCUUACGAUUUGAGGGCUCCAAGUACUGCUGUUUGAUCAUAUUGGCACUGUGUUUUGAUGGAUGAAUUGAUUGGUUUUCGGAUUAAUGCAUGACAACUUGUUUGCGACUAGGACAACCUAUGAUGAGGACUGAGAUGUGCAGUAGAACGAUGUAGGGGUUCAGUUUUUAAACUGUGUGCUUACCAACUGUGACUUGAUCUAAUCACUUGUCUUGACAGUCGUUUAUGCAUCUAGUUCAGGGUAUCAGAAUGUGAGAUAGAGCAUAUAGGUAGCCAUGUGAGAUUUGAGCCUGCUCGUUUCUUUCUUGUGCGAUAGAUCCCUCUUCCAUGAUGUGUAGCAUUCACGUUGUCACUAGCUAGGAUGAUGGGGGCAUAGGAUUAGCCCACGACCAAAUUUGACUGUCCUGAUGUGUCAUACCCUCUAGUCAGCCCCUUUGAGCCGUGUGUUAUCCUUUCUUUUUGGUCUAUAAUGAAAAAAUCACCCUUUU
Linum trigynum is the source of this 1610-nucleotide messenger RNA. NCBI's taxonomy places the organism in Eukaryota, Viridiplantae, Streptophyta, Magnoliopsida, Malpighiales, Linaceae. The record is from the annotation of a GenBank genome assembly.